Molecule: messenger RNA, 2660 nt
Organism: Dinoponera quadriceps
Lineage: Eukaryota; Metazoa; Arthropoda; Insecta; Hymenoptera; Formicidae
Gene: fu
Product: serine/threonine-protein kinase fused
Exons: 9
Coding region: 147-2516 (789 amino acids)
Biological process (GO): protein phosphorylation
Cellular component (GO): cytoplasm
Molecular function (GO): ATP binding; protein kinase activity
Source: RefSeq, a predicted model, not a curated record
UCACCCAUGUUGGUACUAUGAGAUGAAGUGAGAAGCAUAGCAUCAGUCUUGCUUUCGCACCUUCGUUGAUUUUUGGACCGUUUAAUUUUAUACCUAUAUUCAGCGCGUAUUAUUUUCAUGCGCGUUGAGCGAGUUUGUUCCGUCGCAUGCGCAUACUGUGCCUGUGCAAGAAGCGCACCUUUUUAAUCCCAGUCUCAACGUAUUUGUUUGCUAAGAGUUUCAACAUGAAAAAAUACGAAAUCUUGAGGCAGAUCGGGGAAGGAUCCUUCGGGCAGGUGUAUGAAGCUAAGAAGCGAUCGGACGGUGAAAUCGUGGCCUUUAAAGUGAUACGAAAGCGAGGCAGGUCAUUUAAAGAGCUGAAGAGUCUGCGCCAGGAGUGUGAGAUUCAACGUCACUUGCAUCAUCCAAAUAUCGUGCAGAUGAUAGACUCCUUUGAGACAGACAAUGAGAUCGUGGUUAUAACAGAAUAUGCAGAUAAGGAGCUCUAUGAGAUACUGGACAAAGAAGGCAGGCUCUCCGAAGAAAGAGCGCAAGUAAUAGCCGGUGACCUGGUAUCGGCUCUUUACUACUUACAUUCGAACCGUGUACUGCACAGGGAUCUCAAGCCGCAAAAUGUUCUGUUGGAAGCAAAUGGUGUGGCCAAGUUGUGUGAUUUUGGAUUUGCUCGUAGUAUGAGCACUGGUACUCACGUACUUACAUCGAUCAAGGGAACACCAUUGUACAUGGCACCAGAACUCAUAGAGGAAUGUCCGUAUGACCACAAUGCUGAUUUAUGGUCGUUGGGUUGUAUAAUUUAUGAACUGGUAGUAGGUUCUCCCCCGUUCCAGACGACUUCGAUACUACAUUUAGUCAAAUUAAUCAGAUUCGAAGCGAUAAAGUGGCCCGAUUACAUCUCAUCAAAUUGCAAGAGCUUCUUACAAGGAUUACUUCAGAAAGAUCCCACUCAGCGAUUAACCUGGCCCGCCCUUCUCGACCACCCAUUCGUCAAAGAUCGGAUUCUGAUAGUGGGUGGUGCCGUAUCUACUCCGUUUACAACUCCGUUAUCCGCAAGUCAGGCGAGAGCGAAGCAGCAACAGUUGCAAAGUCUGGCAAUGCGUUCUGCAAAUCAAUCCAAAUUUGUGGAGAGAGCAGUUCAAAAAAUGCAGGAGCAAGAAGGGAAGUAUCGUCAACGAACGUGCCUGUCGCAACCAGGUUACUCAGUUUCUCCAGCUUACUGUCAGUACGGGAUCGACCAUUGUCAAGCCUUACGUCGUAGUGAACCAAGUGGCACUGACUCCAGCGCCAGCGUGGAUGUACUGUUAGGAAAUCUCAGCCUGAGGGCAUCUCUGAGAAGCGAUCUUCUAGCUGCUGAUCAUGCUGUAUGUCAGAAUGACUGUCCGCAUAGCGCGAACGUACAGGAAAAUUUCCCAACGGAGGCUUACUCCAAGCCUGUUCAGAAGCAAACGACCGACAAUUAUUCAGGACGGCAAGCUGAUAUGGAAAUGCAUCAUGCUAAUGCCCAGGGUGAUGGAAUUAACGUGGGCCAACGUGCAGAAAAAUCCUCACAGGUGGAUCAGGUGCAGGGAGAUGGCGAUUGCAAGCAAAGCUGUUUGAGUAUUGACUACGAACAGGAGUUCGGUGAGAAGAAUUCGAGCAAAAAGCACGUCAGACUGCCUGACUGGGACCCGAAAGCGGUGGAGAGACCGAUUGAGAACGAAGAAUGGAUUGCGUUUCUGCAAAACUCGAUGGAGGAGAUCAUGGAAGGCGAGGUUGACUCGAUGUUGCAACAGAACUGCGUUUCCGUGUUCGUUUCUCCCCUGAGAAAUCCGGCAGCCAGUUCUCGAGUCGUCGAAUACGUGGCUUGUUUAUUGUCGUUGCCGUUCACCGUGUCGGUCAACAAGGAGAAUCUCGAGAAGAUCAAGCAGGUUUACUUGGACGUGAGAGUAGUGCCGAAUCUCGUUUACGCGAUAAAACUGCUUAUGUCGGAGCGUUCUGAGAAUGAAUCAAACACGGAAACGAGACCGGCAUCUUCAUUGUCCGCGGAUGAGCUCCAAGCGCUCGAAUAUUCGAUGCUGGUCCUUUGUAGAUUGGUUCACGAGAGGGACCAAUUUCUCAUGCAGUUUUGCGACGCCAUUUACAUCGUGAAUGGAAUGCCACUUCUGCAGCAACUGCUGACCUUGGAAAAGAGGAAAGCAAGAGUCGUUGCGGAUCUCGUUGCGAUUCUGAACAACAUACUACGGUCUCAACCUGAGUAUGCCGAGCUGGUGGAAGCAGUUGUGCUGCGUACAAAAACUCCAGGAGUUUCGGUGGAACAGUUCAGGAAGCUCCUCAGUCAUCCACGAGCUAACUUGAGAAUGAGAACAUGUACGAUGAUCAGACUGUUAGGCAGAUUUUGCUGCAGAGCAUUGCAGCAGGUGUGGGACAGCUCGUUGAAAGAUCACAUUGAGAGUUUAAUCGAGGACGAGGAUGAAUCCGUACGAAGCGCCGCCAAGGACGCUGUAAUGGAAUUGAAACAACUGACGUAUUAUUACAAUUAGGAACAAUCCUGCCAGUUGAUAUUAUCUCACAGGAUGAAACGAGGAAAAUACUUUUUAGGGACCAAACUCGACUCUAUUGUCGCUUAAAUAAGCCUUAUUCUGCCUUGGCAUGAUGGGACUAAACGCUUUAUUUUUAGACAGACU